AUGAUGCGGAUUUAGUAUGCUUGUAUUGAAAUUUAGGUCAUAUUUGUAAACAUUGAAAAUUCAGAUAAAUUUUAUAAAGCCUACUGUGGUCCAACUGUUUAUGAUGAGUAAUCUUUAAGACCAAUAAUGGGCUUAAUGUCUUGGAAUAUGAACUACACAAAAAUUGAUAAAAAUAAUAAAAUAAUAUAUGAAAGUAAUUUAGAAAGUGCCAUCCAUGAAAUUAUUCAUGGCUUAGGUAUUACUUAUGAUUACUUUUCAAAAUAUUAUGAUUCAGUAACAGGCAAGACUUACGAACUUCCUAAUUUUUAUAAAUAAGACAAUGUUACAUACUUAUCAACUCCAAGAUUAAUUAAUUUUGCUAGGUUUUACUUUAAUUGUUCCAAUCUAACAGGUAUUUAAAUGGAGGACAACGGAGGUCCAGGAACAAGUGAUUAUCAUUUUGAAAGAUUAUUGCUAUAUAAUGAGUUAAUGACUGGCUCAUAAUUAACUGGAAAUCUUUUAAUAACAGAUUUUACAUUCUAAUUAUUGUAGGACACUGGGUUCUAUCGUUUAUCAGAUUAUAAUCCAGAUUAAACUUAAUGGGGAAGGAAUAAAGGUUGUGAAUUUGUUAAAAAUUAUUGUAACAAUAAUUUUACUGAAUUCUGCUAUGAAAGGAAUGUUGAGAGUUGCUCAUAUGAAAGGACAGGACAAUCAAUAUGUAUGUAAGAAACAUUAGGUGGAUAAUGCAUGUAUUAAUAGAUUUAUACUGAUUAAUUGUGUAAGAACGAUUAAAAUUAGAUUUAAAAUAAAUCUUCAUAAAUUAUAUCUUAUUAUGGUUCUGAUAGCAUCUGCUUAAAAGGAUCAAUUUCACCAAUAGAAUCUUUUUAAAAAUUUACUUGCUAAAAGUUCUACUGCGAUGUAAAUAAUAAUUUGAAAAUCGUUAUUGGUGAUUUAGAAUUCGAUUGCUCUUAAUAAGCCUAGAUUUAAUUACCAAAUGGGUACUUUGGAAAUUUAGAAUGUCCUAAUAAUCCAGAGAGCGUUUGUUUAUUCAGAAAUGAUUGCCCUAACGCAUGUGGUAAUAAUGGAUUUUGUAUCAAUAAAUAGUGUAUUUGUGCUAAGGGUUAUUCUGGAUUAGAUUGUUAAUAAAAGUGUGAUGGUUACAGAUACUAAGGAUCUUGUUUGGAAAAUUGUCCAAAUUUAACAUAUCGCUUAGACUCUAUUAAAUUUUGUAUAGGAUGUCCUGGAAAUUGUGAAAGCUGUUCAAAUUAUAAUUAAUGCUUUAAAUGCAAGCCUGGAUACUUUUUAAGAGAAGGGUUUUGUGACAAUUUUUUGUUAAAAAAAGAAUUGGAUUCUUCAAAUUCACAUUUCGUUAAUGAGUAACAAUCCUCAAUCAUCUGA
Paramecium tetraurelia is the source of this 1377-nucleotide messenger RNA. RefSeq lists its product as uncharacterized. Gene Ontology annotation, molecular function: metalloendopeptidase activity. The record is from RefSeq and is a predicted model, not a curated record. Gene Ontology annotation, cellular component: membrane; cytoplasm. Gene Ontology annotation, biological process: cell adhesion; proteolysis. The transcript is spliced from 5 exons. Lineage: Eukaryota; Ciliophora; Oligohymenophorea; Peniculida; Parameciidae.